Misgurnus anguillicaudatus (oriental weatherfish) is the source of this 7060-nucleotide messenger RNA. NCBI's taxonomy places the organism in Eukaryota, Metazoa, Chordata, Actinopteri, Cypriniformes, Cobitidae. The record is from RefSeq and is a predicted model, not a curated record.
UCACCAAAUGAAAUUGGUCUCCUAGCCAUCGGAUUUUCUAAACGUUUUGAAACAGUUAUGACGUAAUGAAGCCUCGUUUGCUAAAAUCACGUGACUUGGCCACGCUCCGAACCACUGAGUCGAAACAAAAGAUUCAUAAAUGUUUCGCAGCUUCAUGAAGCGGUGUUUCGAAAUAGCCGAUCACUAAAGAAAUAGCAGCUCACGAGGAGAACUUGCAAACCGCCGUUAAAAAAAACAAGGAAAAGAAGUGGCGGUAAUGCACCAACAAGUUGGUUUGCCAACCGCCAAUAAACACCAAAGAAAAAGAAGGAGAUAAUUGUUUGUGUGCCAGCAAGUUGCUGUUUUUCUCUCUGAACCCGUCUCUUCAAACAAACUGAUUCCAACUCUCUACAAUGACGUCAGCGAAGGGAGAAGCCCCAGCCAAAACUGUUGAUGAUCUGCCCUUUUAACAGACUCAGUCUUGAGUGAGAAGCACCGAGCUCAUCAUUUUGAAGUGUUACAAUGUCUGUGCCAAAGAGGAAUUACAAAUGUGUUUUGGGAUGUAUUGAUGAACAUCAGAGUCUCCAUCGAGUCCCACAAUCUGAGUCACUGAAGACAUUGUGGUUAGAUUUCAUUUACAAUGGAAACAUCCAAAAGAAAAUACCUAAACUCUUAUACGUUUGCGGCAAUCAUUUUACACCGGACUGCUUCAAAAACAAGGGCCAGUUUAACGCUGGAUUUUCAGCAAGGUUGAUUCUGGAGAAUGGGUCGAUACCAACGCUUCGUUCUCAAACCUUCAAAUCAAAAUCAGAUGUGCAGAGCAGACAACCUGCAUCUCAACACUGUGCUCAGCAACAACCGACUGACACCGGAACCACAUUAUUUUCUACUCCAGUGUAUCAAGAGGUGCAGAGCGGACAACCUGCAUCUCAACACUCUCCUCAGCAACAACAGACUGACACCGGAACCACACUACUCUCUACUCCAGUGUAUCAAGAGGAAAAGGAAGUAUCUGGUGCUUCUGUCUGUGGCUUCACUGAUCAAACAUCUACAGAGCUUCUGGUUUCUGUCUGUUAUGGAGAAGAACAGAAGACAUCAUCAGUAAACCUGCUGGAUUGUGGGAUGGAGCUGAAAAAAGAAAUCAAAGAAGAAGAAGAACAGACAGAUAAUGGGGAUCUGAUUUAUUCAGACCUGGUGAAGGUGAAGGAGGAAAGUUUACAGUCGAAUGAAAUUGAGAAGAAACCUCAACAUUUUAAACCUGAAGAAGAAUCUCUGAGCUGCUUAAAUACUGAGAUUUUGUCAGAUGAAGAUUCUUGUAAGUGCUCUGACUGUGGAAAAAUCUUCAACUAUCAGUCUGAUCUUAAUGCACACAUGAAAUUUUACAGUGGCGAAAAGCAUUACAGUUGUGACCGGUGUGAAAAAUGUUUCCUACAUAAAUCCAGCCUUAAUGUGCACAGGAGAAUUCACGCUGGAGAAAUGCCGUACAGUUGUGACCAAUGUGGAAAAUGCUUUAUUCAUAAGUUCGACCUUAAUGCGCACAUGAAAAUGCACACUGGAAAAAAGCCAUUCAGGUGUGCCCGGUGUGGAAAGCGCUUUAUUCGUAGGUUUAAUCUUGAAGCGCACAUGCAAAUUCACACUGGAAUUAAGCCGUACAGAUGUGACCAUUGUGAAAAGAGCUUCACUCAUAAGUUUGACUUUAAUGCGCACAUGAGAAUUCACAUUGGAAAGAAUCCUUAUACUUGUAACCAGUGUGGACAGACCUUUACUCGUAAGUUCAACCUUAAUGUGCACAUGAGUAUUCACACUGGAAUAAAGCCUUACCCAUGUGAUCAAUGUGGAAAGAGCUUUAGUCAUAAGUGCGACUUUACUGCACACAUGAGAAUUCACACUGGAGAAAAUCUUUACACUUGUGAACAAUGUGGACGAACCUUCACUCGUAAGUCUAGUCUUGAUGCACACAUGCAUAUUCACACGGGAACGAAGCCUUACAGAUGUGACCAGUGUGGAAAGAGCUUCAUUCGUAAGUUCGUCCUUAAAGUGCACAUGCGAAUCCACACCGGAGAAAAGCCCCGAAAUCGCGCUGGUGAAAAUGCUUACAGAUGUGACGAGUGUGGAAAGAGCUUUGGAAAUAAUUUCAACCUUAACGUGCACAUGAGAAUUCACACUGGAGAAAAGCCUUACGUUUGUGGCCAGUGUGGAAAGUGCUACGCCCGUAAGUCCAGCAUUGAUGCACACAUACAAAUUCACACUGGGAUGAAGCCUUACAGCUGUGACCAGUGUGGAAAGAAAUUCCUUCGUAAUUUCGACCUUAAUAUGCACAGGAGAAUUCACACUAGAGAAAAGGGUUACAGAUGUAAACAGUGUGGACAGACCUUCACUUCUAAGUCUGACUGGUAUGUGCAUAAGCAAAUUCACACUGGGAAAAACCCUUACAAAUGCAGUCAAUGUGGAAAGAGCUUCACUCGUAAGUUUGACCUUAAUGUGCACAUGCGAAGUCACAGUGGAGAAAAACCUUACAGAUGUGAUGAGUGUGGAAAGAGCUUCACUUAUAAGGCUGCCCUUACUGUGCACAAGAGAAUUCACACUAGAGAAAAGCUUUACAGAUGUGACCAGACAUAUUUCACCAUGUCUCAGCUGAAGAAAGAGGUGGCGUUACUGGAGACAAAGCUGAGCUGGAGUCCUACAAUGUCUACACCAAAGAGGAAUUACAAAUGUUGGGUUUUGGGAUGUACCAACGAACAUCAGAGUCUCCAUAGACUGCCACAAACUGAGUCACUGAGGAUGUCAUGGUUAGAUUUCAUUUUUUAUGGAAAUGUCCCAAAGAAAAUACCUAGAAACCUACACGUUUGUGCCAAUCAUUUUACGGCAAACUGCUUCAAAAAUGAGAGUCAGUUCAACGCUGGACUUUCAACCAGCUUGAUUCUGGAGAAUGAGUCUGUGCCAACGCUUCGUUCUCAAACCUUAAAAUCAGAACAUGAUGUAUCUGGUGUGUCUGUCUGUGGUUUCACUGAUCAAACAUCUACAGAUCUUCUGGUUUCUGUCUGUAAGGAAGAAGAAGAGAAGAUAUCAGUAAAUCUGCUGGACUGUGGGAUGGAGCUGAAACAAGAAAUCAAAGAAGAAGAAGAAGAACAGACAGAUAAAGGGGAUCUGAUUUGUUCAGACCUGAAGGUGAAGUUGAAAAGUUUUCAAUCAAAUAACAUAGAGGAGAAACCUGAUCAUUUUAUACCUGGAGAAGAAUCUCUGAGCUGCUUAAAGACUGACGUUUUUUGUACGUGCGCUCGGUGUGGAAAAAUCUUCAGCUGUCAGUCCGACCUUAAUGCACACAUGCAAAUUCACACUGGAGAAAGACCUUACAGUUGUGACCAGUGUGGAAAGACCUUCACUCGUAAGUUCAACCUUGAGGUGCACACACAAAUUCACACUGAAGAAAGACCUUACAGUUGUGACCAGUGUGGAAAGACUUUCACUCGUAAGUUCAACCUUGAUGUGCACUCACAAAUUCACACUGGAGAAAAACCUUAUAGAUGUGACCAGUGUGGAAAGAGCUUUACUAAUAAGUCCAGACUUGAUGUGCACACAAGAAUUCACACUGGAAAAAAGCCUUACAGUUGUGACCAGUGUGAACAGAGCUUCACUCAAAAGUUCAACCUUAACGCGCACAAGUUGAUUCACGCUAAAGAAAAGCCUUAUAAAUGUAACAAGUGUGGAAAGAGCUUCACUUGUAAGUCCAGGCUUUAUUCUCACACAAGAAUUCACACUGGAGAAAGGCCUUACGGUUGUGACCAGUGUGGAAGGAGCUUCACUCGUAAGUCGGUGCUUGAUGUGCACAGGAGAAUUCACACUGGAGGAAAGCCUUACAAAUGUAACCAGUGUGGAAAGACCUUCACUCGUAAGUCCAACCUUGAUGUGCAUACAAGAAUUCACACUGGAGAAAAACCUUAUAGAUGUGACCAGUGUGAAAAGAGCUUUACUCACAAGUCCAGACUUGAUGUGCAUACAAGAAUUCACACUGGAGAAAAGCCUUACAGUUGUGACCAGUGUGAACAGAGCUUCACUCAAAAGUCCAGCCUUAACGCGCACAAGAUGAUUCACACUAAAGAAAAGCCUUAUGGAUGUAACAAGUGUGGAAAGAGCUUCACUUGUAAGUCCAGCCUUACUGUGCACACAAGUAUCCACACUGGAGAAAGGCCUUACAGUUGUGACCAGUGUGGAAAGAGCUUCAUUCGUAAGUCAAGGCUUGAUGUGCACAGGAGAAUUCACACUGGAGAAAAGCCUUACAGAUGUGAGCAGUGCGGUAAGAGCUUCACUCAAAGAAACGGGCUUAAUUCACACAGGAGAAUUCACACUGGAGAACAUUCACACAACCGGAGCAGUGGACAGCUAUUACUGCAGUGCCCAGGAAACAACAAGGGAUUGACACAGACUCCAUCAUUUUUGUAUCUUCGCUGUAGCAGCUGGAGUCUUGCAAUGUCUGCAUCAAAGAGGAAUUACAAAUGUUUUGUUUUGGGAUGUAUGAAUGAACAUCAGAGUCUCUAUAGACUCCCACAAUCUGAGUCACUGAGGGCACCGUGGUUAGAUUUCAUUUUUUAUGGAAAUGUCCCAAAGAAAGUACCUAAAAACCUACACGUUUGUGCUAAUCAUUUUAUGCCGAACUGCUUCAAAAAUGAGAGUCAGUUCAACGCUGGACUUUCAACCAGGUUGAUUCUGGAGAAUGAGUCAAUACCAACGCUUCGUUCUCAAACCUUCAAAUCCGAACAAGAUGAAUCUGGUGUGUCUGUCUGUGGUUUCACCGAUCAAACAUCUACGGAUCUUCUGGUUUCUGUCUGUAAUGGAGAAGAAGAGAAGAUAUCAGUAAAUCUGCUGGACUGUGGGAUGGAGCUGAAACAAGAAAUCAAAGAAAAAGAAGAAGAAGAACAGACAGAUAAAGGGGAUCUGAUUUAUUCAGACUUGAAGGUCAAGUUGGAAAAUUUUCAAUCACAUAACAUAGAGGAGAAACCUGAGCAUUUUAUACCUGGAGAAGAAUCUCUGAGCUGCUUAAAGACUGAGAUUUUGUCAGACAACGAUCCAUGUACUAGCUCUUGGUGUGGGAAAGUCAUCAGCUGUCAGUCUGACCUUAAUGCACACAUGCAAAUUUACACUGGAGAAAAGCCUCACAGAUGUAACCAGUGUGGAAAGACCUUCACUCGCAAGUCCAGCCUUGAUGUGCACACAAGAAUUCACACUGGAGAAAAGCCUUACAGUUGUGACCAGUGUGAACAGACUUUCACUUGUAAGUACAAGCUUAAUGUGCACACAAGAAUUCACACUGGAGAAAAACCUUACAGUUGUGAUCUGUGUGGAAAGAGCUUCACUUAUAAUUGCAGCCUUUAUGUGCACAGGAGAAGUCACACUAGAGGAAAGCCUUAUAGAUGUGACCAGUGUGGUAAGAGCUUUACUCAAAUGUCCAGCCUUAAGUUGCACAUGAGAAUUCACACAGGAGAAAAGGCCUACACAUGUGACCAGUGUGGACAGACCUUCACUUGGAAGUCUUGCCUUAAAAUGCACAAGAGAAUUCACACUGGAGAAAAGGCUUACACAUGUGAUGAAUGUGGAAAGAGCUUUAUUCAAAAGUUUAGGCUUUAUGCGCACAUAAGAGUUCACACUGGAGAAAAGCCUUACAGUUGUGACCUGUGUGGACAAACCUUCUCUUGUAAGUCCAGACUUGAUGUGCACAGGAGAAUUCACACUGGAGAAAAACCUUACAGUUGUGAGCAGUGUGGAAAGAGCUUCAUUUGUAGGUCCAGCCUUUCUGUGCACAUGAGAACUCACACUAAAGAAAAGCCUUAUACAUGUGUCCAGUGCGGUAAGAGCUUCACUAAAAUGUGCAGCCUUAAGGUGCACAAGAUAAUUCACACCGGAGAAAAGCCUUACAGUUGUGACCAGUGUGAAAAGAGCUUUACUUGGAAGUCCUGCCUUAAUAUGCACAGGAGAAUUCACACUGGAGAAAAACCUUACAGUUGUGACCAGUGUGAAAAGAGCUUUACUCAAAAGUCCAGUCUUAAUAUGCACAAGAUGACUCACACUGGAGAAAGGCCUUACAGUUGUGAGCAGUGUGAAAAGAGCUUCACUUGUAAGUCGAGGCUUGAUAUGCAUACAAGAAUUCACACUGGAGAACAUGCACACAACCAGAGCAUUGGACAGCUAUUACUGCAGCGACCAGGAAGCAACGAGGGACCGGUGCCUUGAUCAAUUGCACCUCAGAGCCUUCAUCUGACAACUCUCGGGUAACAAGCCUGACUAUCUAACCAUGAGGCUGUGACUGCCUCCUACACCAGUCUCCACAGUGACACCGAGUCGUUGCUUGCAUGUGUUGAUCUGAAACAAACUUGACAAUGACCACGUUUACAUGCACCCUCAUAAUGCGAUUAUAAGGGGAUUAUUUUAAUUGUAUGACCAGCACCUGUAUACAUUUACAAAACAUUGCGCAGCAUGUUUACUUAUAACACAAGUAGGGCACUUUGACAUAAUAUUAGUUUGUGUCAGUUUAAACCCAUAAUUUCUCCUGCUCGUGUUUAAAUGACAGCAGCAGGACCCGGGAAAUGGGUAUAAACGGAGGUCGGAGCCAGCUGCAAAUGGGUGGGUUAGCAGCAAGUGGGUGGAGCUUUAGCCGCAAGUGGGCUGUACAAACUUCCAGAGGAUUCACCGCCGUCCCAUUUGAAGCGUAAACUCCUCCUACUUGCACAUUUCUGAAAUCCCUCCUACUUACGGCAUAAGCUCCUCCCGCUUGCGGCGUAAGCUCUUCCCACCUGCAGUCUCCGGGCUGCAGCGAUACAUACUUUGGACCCGCCCACAGUCUCCACAGACCAUCCUCUCAAAGUCUUCAGGACAGAAGGAAGUUCGAAAGAACUGGAUUAAAAUACCAGGUGUCUCUCUCGUCCACUUGUGAUCCGAGGCACCGCAUACUCUCUGCCUAUUUAUCUAAUGUUAUGUACCAAGCACAAUGUUUUUUACAUCGAUCCUGUAACUUCAAUUUUUUGAUGCAGGUGUUUAAAUGUGUUUUGUACCAUAUUCACUUCAGUAGUUAAAGCGAAAAGUGUUUGAA